Molecule: messenger RNA, 825 nt
Organism: Nannizzia gypsea CBS 118893
Lineage: Eukaryota; Fungi; Ascomycota; Eurotiomycetes; Onygenales; Arthrodermataceae
Exons: 4
Coding region: 1-825 (274 amino acids)
Source: RefSeq, a predicted model, not a curated record
AUGAGAUUCCACUUUAGCUACGACAAGCCUGGAUUCCACAAUACGUUGAUGGAUCCUACAGAGUAUAAGAACUUUACACAGAUGGGUUAUCCAGUACCACCAGUUGAAGCUUUGAAUCGCCUCCUUGACGCUAUUAAAGACGAGAUGGCUCUAUGGGCGAACGACAUUACCAAUAGUUUGGAUAAUACCAAACUGGCCGACGUCACGAAGGAACACUUCCUGAAUAUCUGUUCGAAGACCAAAGCAAGAGCGCUGACCAGCCGACCGCGGCUGCAGCGCCUAAGAAGACCUCGAAUAUUUCUCCACCAUCAAACCAACGCGAACGACCUAACAGAACGGAAGGUUGGCCACCACCAAACGUCCACAAGGCUGGUACCGAAAGGGUACUGGGCGUACAAAUACACCUGGCGCAGGCAAAAGAAGCCUGAAGUGGUUGAAACGGCCACCAACGAAUUCGCUGCAAGCUUUGCAGGCCUAGUUCUUGGUGACGUAAACAACCACCGGCCAAUCAUAAGCGCUGUUCCGGCGGCUCAUGGAGCCAAAACGUGGAUCGCCGAUACUGGCAGCGCGUAUAACAUCUGCUCAGACCUCGCCGCGUUCAUCGAAUAUGAACCAAUUCAAACGAAGAACGUUAGUGGAUGGCAAGGAUCGUCAUCCCCCAUCAUUGGCAAAGGCAAGGUACAGAUACCAUUGCUCCUGGGUGACGGCACUGUCAACGAGCUCGUUGUCAACUCCUACUCUCUGGAUAAUGUCUCAGAACAGAGAACAGAGCCUACUUCUCGGAGAAGGAUAAUACAAUACGUUUCCUACAGGGCGACGCUCUGA